UCUCUUAUGGGCGGAGCCUCGCCCUGAGCCACGUCUAGUGAACUGUUCUCCUAAUUUGGGAAGGGUCGGGCGCGGGCGGGGCGUGCAGCUGCGAGCCGCACGGUGUGCGCCUGCGCUGUGCGCCGGGACAGGGCGUGUUCCUCGUUCGGUUGCCCGUUUUGCGCAGAUCGAGUGCAUCUCUCGCCGCGCGGUUUCGCUCUGCGGAAGCCUGUCGUUCUCGCGCCCUGUGAGGUGCUGCUCUCCGCAAUCAUGUCCAAGUCUCUGAAAAAGUUGGUGGAGGAGAGCCGGGAGAAGAAUCAGCCGGAAGUGGACAUGAGUGACCGGGGCAUCUCCAACAUGCUGGAUGUCAACGGCCUUUUCACCCUGUCGCACAUCACGCAGCUGGUCCUCAGCCACAACAAGCUGACGACUGUGCCACCGAACAUAGCAGAACUGAAGAAUUUGGAAGUGCUGAACUUCUUUAAUAACCAGAUUGAGGAGCUGCCCACACAGAUCAGCAGCCUUCAGAAGCUCAAACACUUGAACGUCAGCAUGAAUAGACUCAACACCCUGCCUCGAGGAUUCGGCUCACUCCCAGCUCUGGAGGUCCUUGAUUUGACUUACAACAACUUGAAUGAAAAUUCUCUUCCUGGAAACUUCUUCUACCUGACCACCCUGCGUGCACUCUAUCUAAGUGACAACGAUUUUGAAAUCCUGCCGCCAGAUAUUGGGAAGCUCACAAAGUUGCAGAUACUCAGCCUUAGGGAUAACGACCUGAUCUCGCUGCCGAAGGAAAUUGGGGAGCUUACUCAGCUUAAGGAACUCCACAUUCAGGGGAACCGCCUGACCGUUCUGCCCCCAGAACUCGGAAACUUGGAUCUAACUGGUCAGAAGCAGAUAUUCAAAGCAGAGAACAAUCCUUGGGUUACCCCAAUCGCUGACCAGUUCCAGCUUGGCGUGUCUCAUGUUUUUGAAUACAUCCGUUCCGAGACGUACAAAUACCUCUACGGCAGACACAUGCAGGCGAACCCGGAACCGCCGAAGAAAAAUAAUGACAAAUCGAAAAAGAUCAGCCGGAAGCCCCUGACAGCCAAGAACAAAUAAGGGGUGGGCAUGGGCUGGACUUCUGAUUGCUAUCUCAUUAUUCCUCCUCUUCUCUCUUGUCCUGUCUCACAAUUACAAUGUGUGUGUGUGUGUGUGUGCGUUUUGUUUUUUUUCUUUCUAGUGCUUUCCACCUUACCUUUUAAAAUUUUUGGCCGGUGGUAGAUUUUUUAUAAGUUCUUCAAACCAUUUCCAUUUGUUUCCUUGAAAUUGCCAAAGGCAGGAAACAAAGCUCUAAAUCAGCUGCAAAUUCCAUCCGAGGCACAGCUUUUAGUUCCUUCCAUAGAUGUUCACAGAGUUGCUUAUUAUGAAAAGAAUGAUUAAAAUCAUGUAGUCAUUUGAAUGUCACAGUUAACACUGUUCACCUUUCUGUUUAUUCACAUAACUCAUUAUCUUUGCUUUAUUAAAACUCUUCCUUCACCACUGAGAUAUUAUGUUCACUUACAAAUGAUUUGAAUAAAAUCUUGAAUUUGUAUCACCUAUUGCUUCUUGAAUAAAAAUACAAUCUGAUCUUGGGGGUACAUGCCCAUUUUUGUUAAUUUUCCUCCACAAACAAUCUUGUCCAAUUUUAUUGGUGGUUGUAGCUGAUAAACCCUGAAACCUUCCAUGAAAAAUUAAAUCAGAGUUAAUUUCUUCUCA
Camelus dromedarius (Arabian camel) is the source of this 1719-nucleotide messenger RNA. It is a transcript of the gene RSU1, whose product is annotated as Ras suppressor protein 1. Gene Ontology annotation, molecular function: protein binding. The record is from RefSeq and is a predicted model, not a curated record. The coding region runs from base 250 to 1083 and encodes 277 amino acids. The transcript is spliced from 9 exons. Lineage: Eukaryota; Metazoa; Chordata; Mammalia; Artiodactyla; Camelidae.